AAAAAAUAGAAGGAAAUUGAGAAAAAAAUUAAUUAAAGUAGCGAAUCGUAAAUACAUCAAUUGUUAUGAAGAUUAUCAUUGACGCAUUAGUUGUAUUGUUAUUGGUAAAAGUCAAAUUUUUGUUGGCGUGGGACACUCCCAGGCCUGCCAAUCCAGGUGAGUUUCCGUAUCAAGUAAGUCUCCAGUGGGGCUCACAGGGUAUUCCUCUUGGCCAUUCUUGCAGCGGUGCAAUCAUUAACAAAUUCUGGAUUAUAAGCUCCGGAUAUUGUGUAUCUCAUAUAUCGACAAUGACUAUCAGAGCUAUAAAAGUUGGAUUUCAUAAUAUCAACGAGGAAGAUGAGUUUGUACAAGUUUUGGAAAUUGCACAAUUUAUAAUUCAUGAAAAGUAUGAGGGAGGCAACAUGAUCGGUAGUUAUUUAUCUUACGACCUUGGAUUGAUUAAGCUGGCGACGGCCAUCGUUUUUAAUAAUCGCGUGAAUGCGCUUAAACUUCCAAGUGGCAAGAAAUACGGUAAAAGCAAAUUCAAGCUAGAAUAUAACCUGGUGUUAAGCGGCUGGGGGUCAAUAGCUGUCGGGGUUACCGAAAAUCAUCCGAAAGUUCUGUAUACUGUUCAAUUACCCGUCAUACCGAACAAAAUCUGUCAACAAUCAAUCAGGACCGUCAUUCCAAAUUACGAGUUGUCAGAUACUCAGCUUUGUACGAGACCCAUAGAUGGAUCUUUCGCCGCCUGUAUUGGCGAUUACGGUGGCCCAGUAAUCCAGUACAAUCAGUCAAAUGAACCCAUAUUAGUCGGCAUAUAUAAUUGGGCUGUAAUACCUUGCGACACUAAUGGUUUACCACCUGUUUAUACACGUAUUACCAGUUUUAAGCAAUGGAUCAAAAAUAAAAUAAAAACAUAAUUGUAUAUAUUACACAAAAAAAUA
Ceratosolen solmsi marchali is the source of this 923-nucleotide messenger RNA. Its product is annotated as trypsin-2-like. The record is from RefSeq and is a predicted model, not a curated record. Gene Ontology annotation, biological process: proteolysis. The coding region runs from base 66 to 899 and encodes 277 amino acids. Lineage: Eukaryota; Metazoa; Arthropoda; Insecta; Hymenoptera; Agaonidae. Gene Ontology annotation, molecular function: serine-type endopeptidase activity. The transcript has 5 exons.